Messenger RNA from Xylaria bambusicola, 1183 nucleotides. RefSeq names its product reductase-like protein. Gene Ontology annotation, molecular function: aldose reductase (NADPH) activity. The transcript is spliced from 3 exons. The record is from RefSeq and is a predicted model, not a curated record. The coding region runs from base 1 to 960 and encodes 319 amino acids. NCBI's taxonomy places the organism in Eukaryota, Fungi, Ascomycota, Sordariomycetes, Xylariales, Xylariaceae. Gene Ontology annotation, cellular component: cytosol.
AUGGCGCCGUCUACGUUCAAGUUGAAUACCGGGCAGGACAUGCCUGCUGUUGGUCUAGGCACCUGGCAAUCGUCCCCCGGCGAGGUCGCCGCAGCCGUGACAUUCGCGCUAAAGUCAGGCUACAAGCUAAUCGACGCAGCAUACUGCUACGGGAACGAAGACGAAGUGGGCCAGGGGAUCAAGGCCGCAAUAGACGCAGGCUACGUGACGCGGUCCGAGAUCUUCGUGGUCACGAAGCUAUGGAACACAUACUCAACACGCGCCGAGGUCGGGCUCGACAAAUCCCUGAAAGCACUCGGACUGGACUACGUAGAUCAAUACCUAGUGCACUGGGCCGUUGGUAUGAACCCCAAAGGUAACGACGACCGCUUUCCCAAGCUACCCGACGGAUCGCGGGAUAUCACAUGGGACCACGACCACACGGCUACAUGGGCGCAGAUGGAGGCCCUCUUGACAACGGGCAAGACGAAGAGCAUCGGCGUGUGCAAUUACAGCGUGCCGUACUUGGAGCAAUUGCUGAAGAAGGCCAAGGUUGUUCCUGCAGUGAACCAGAUCGAGAACCACCCUUCAUUGCCGCAGCAAGAAGUCGUUGAUUUCUGCAGGAGUAAAGGGAUUCAUAUCGUUGCGUAUAGCCCGCUCGGCAGCACGGGUGGUCCGGUCAUGAAGGCGGAGCCGGUGCUCAAGAUUGCUGAGCGGAAAGGCGCUAGCCCUGGGACUGUUCUAUUGAGCUAUCAUGUGGCCCGAGGCGCCACGGUGCUCGCCAAGUCUGUGACCGAGUCGCGCAUAAAGGCGAACCUCGAAAUCAUCGACCUCGACGCCGACGACAUGAAGAUCCUGAACGACUACUCGGAUUCGCUCGCCGAGGAGGGCAAGCUCGAGCGGUAUGUCUACCCGCCGUUUGGCAUCAAUUUUGGCUUCCCGGAUAAGAAGGAGGGCAGGAGCAUGCCGAAUGGCGUUUAAUCUUAUGUGUAUGUACCUAGGUUCCAAUGCGUAGAUGUCUGGUUAGUGUUGUAGAUACUCGUGAUAAUUCCCAAGUACCUACUUCUGCGGUGAGCAAAGCUCGCCCUUGUCGUUAUGGGCAGCAUGGGCCGUGAUAGAUGUACUUGGCCUGUUCAUCCUCAUCAUGAUAUGCCGACCUAGGUAAGUAUACAAUAACUAGCGCUCUGAUGAACCCUUUGUCCUU